AUGAAAGUCUACAGUGUUUUCUUCUUCUACGUCUUUUCAGGAGCCUUCACUAUUCCUUCACUAUCGUUUACACAAAUACUUGAUGGAGAGAUUCCCAUCUAUGCAGCUGUGGAGGAAGAAGAUAUCUCCGUUGACUUCCUUUUUACUCUGGUUGGUGGGGGCACGAAAUAUUUAUGCAGAGAGGAGUGCAAAACCAACAUCCUGAUCCAAACCAACUCCAGCACAGCUCAGCGAGGAAGAUACAGCAUCAGCUAUCAUGACGGAGCGCUAAAGAUAACCAUCUCCAGGCUGCAGGUGUCAGACUCAGGACGAUACAGGUGUGGCGUCGGAUGCCCCUCCCUGCCAGACUCCUAUGAGGAGCUGGUUGAAAUUAGAGUAGAAAAAGCUAAGCGUGCAGACAAACGGUCUCAGCAGCCAAAUAUGAGGACAUGUGGACAAACUAGAGAUUUAGGUUUGACAACAUUUUCUUCAUCCACCACAAAGACAGACGUUGAAUUACCAACAGCAGAAAAUACUUUGAUUAUUGCUGCAUCGUGGUCGGUGCUCGCUGUGGUUCUGCUGAUGUGUUUCCUUUUCCUGUUUUUCAAAUUAAUGACAAAGCUAAGAGCCCAUGGUUUAAAGAAAAACACAGAGGAAACUGACAAUAUGUUUGUCACGUAUGAAAAUUGGGCUCCAUUUUCCGGAUAUGAAGACUCAACCUACCAAAGCCUCGAUCCACUCAGUAUGGACGAGGUCUCGGUUUAUUUUACACUCAAAUAGGACGUUGCUGUAAACAUGAA
Messenger RNA from Oryzias melastigma (Indian medaka), 779 nucleotides. RefSeq lists its product as uncharacterized. Lineage: Eukaryota; Metazoa; Chordata; Actinopteri; Beloniformes; Adrianichthyidae. The transcript has 7 exons. The coding region runs from base 1 to 759 and encodes 252 amino acids. The record is from RefSeq and is a predicted model, not a curated record.